Messenger RNA from Pteropus alecto (black flying fox), 767 nucleotides. It is a transcript of the gene GSTA4, whose product is annotated as glutathione S-transferase alpha 4. The transcript is spliced from 7 exons. Gene Ontology annotation, biological process: xenobiotic metabolic process; glutathione metabolic process. The record is from RefSeq and is a predicted model, not a curated record. Gene Ontology annotation, molecular function: glutathione transferase activity. NCBI's taxonomy places the organism in Eukaryota, Metazoa, Chordata, Mammalia, Chiroptera, Pteropodidae. The annotation marks the transcript as partial.
CCGGUAGCGCCUCCUCUCCGCCAGCUGAUCUUUCUUCUCAGCUGGCUUCUCGCUGUGUGCUUUGUGUGGCUCCGGAUUCUUCUAGCUGGUUGCAGAAAGCCGGAAAGGCCAUCAUGGCAGAGAAGCCCAAGCUCCACUAUCCAAAUGGAAGAGGUCGGAUGGAAACCGUAAGAUGGGUUUUAGCUGCCGCUGGAGUGGAGUUUGAUGAAGAAUUUUUAGAAACAAAAGAACAGUUGCAGAAGUUGCAGGAUGGUAACCACCUGCUGUUCCAACAAGUGCCAAUGGUUGAAAUUGACGGGAUGAAGUUGGUGCAGACCCGAAGCAUUCUCCACUACAUAGCGGACAGGCACCAUCUCUUUGGCAAGGACCUCAAGGAGAGAACCCUGAUUGACAUGUAUGUGGAGGGGACGCUGGAUCUGCUGGAACUGAUUAUCAUGCAUCCUUUCCUAAAACCAGACGAUCAACAGAAGGAAGUGGUUAACAUGGCUCAGAAGGCUAUAAUUAGAUACUUUCCUGUGUUUGAAAAGGUUCUAAGGGAACAUGGACAAAGGUUUCUUGUUGGUAAUCAGCUGAGCCUUGCAGAUAUAAUUCUACUCCAAACCAUUUUGGCUCUAGAGGAGAAAAUUCCUAAUAUCCUGUCAUCAUUUCCUCACCUCCAGGAGUACACAGUGAAAAUGAGUAAUAUUCCCACAAUUAAGAAAUUCCUUGAACCUGGCAGCAAGAAGAAGCCUCCUCCAGAUGAAAUCUAUGUGAGAACCGUUUACAAC